AUGGAAUUUGCCACCGGUGGCUCCAUUGUGUCAGAAAACCCUCAACGGCGUGCGGGACAUGUCAACGAGAAUGCUCGGGUAGUAUUCUGGGUCGACAUCUUCCUGCUUGGCAUCCUCGGUUUGAGUGUCUUGCUUGUCUUACCCCGGGCGCUGGCGCGUCUCUCCGUGUCUUCUGAGCUGAAGCAGGGUCAUUUGAUUUACCGAGCCACUCCGGGCCCACAGACCGAUUCGCAGUCCGUCAACUCAGGUGCGCGUCUGUUUGAAGCCUCUCUGAACGAGAAGGACACGAUAUCCGCUGUCCCUCGUCAUGCCCCCGCGAUGACGACACCGCUACGAUCUCUUACGUCCAUCCUCCGAAUACCGAUAGUAGGCAGGAUCCACCUCGGCGGCUGUCUGCUUCUUCUCGCAUAUUUCGGCGUCCUACUAUUCGCGGCGCUGUACAAGACGAGCCUCUUCACAAAUCCAGUCAGGGCAGGCUACGUAGUGGUGUCGCAGAUCCCAGUCGUUUUCUUAUUCGCGACGAAGAACAAUCUGAUUAGCAUGCUCCUUGGCGUGGGGUAUGAUCAUGUCAAUUAUAUUCAUCGUUUCUCCGGGAGGCUCCUUGUCUUGGCCGGCAAUGUGCACGCCAUCGGUUACAUCUACAAGUGGACUAUGGAGGGGAAAUUCACGGAGACUAUCCAGGAACCCAAGUUUGUAUGGGGCCUAGUGGCCCUAGUCUGUCUCGAUAUCCUCUUUUUUUUCUCUUUGGCAAUCUGGCGCCAGAAGGCAUAUAACGUGUUUCUUGCAUCGCACAUCGUGGGGUUCGUUCUGUUACUGGUCGCGGCCUGCCUCCACAUGUCUGCAUCCAUUCCAUAUGUUGCAGCGGGGGCUGGGCUCUACGUCUUUGAUUUCCUGCUGCGCCUCCUGAAGACGCGUGUCUGCACGGCACGCAUCCAACGACUUCCGGAACUGUGUAUGACCCGCGUUCAGAUCUCGAGGCUUAAUGCGGGCUGGCGUGCCGGCCAGCAUGUCCGCGUGCGCGUGCUUUCGUUCCAGAUGGGGUGGUACGGCUGGUCGGAAGUGCAUCCUUUCACUAUCGCAAGUGCGAGCGACGCGUCGUCCCAAGAGGGUCUGAUCAUCUUGUGCAAGAACACCGGACGGUGGACGCAGAGACUAUACGACAUGGCGCACGAAGAUAGGCGUUGGGAAUAUGGAGGUAAUACCGUUAGAGUGAUGCUGGAAGGUCCUUAUGGCGGCCCCGGAAAUACUAUAAAUGCGAGCUUCUCUGGAGCCUUGUUUGCGGUUGGUGGCGGCGGCAUCUCAUAUGCAUUAUCGGCCGUGCAGGAGCUAGUUCAGCGAGCUGCUGAGCGCACAAGCAGCGUCACAGUCCUUGACUUACUCUGGGCAGUCCAUCAUCCCGAUUGUCUGACACCCAUGGUUCCCGCCUUCACCCAGCUCCUCCUGCAGAGCGCGUCGACCAUGACGACCCUGCAGAUCUCGGUUUUCUACACCCGCGCAGAAACCAUUAAGCAUGCGAUCCCUCUCCUUGAUCUGCCGUCCGGGCUCACGCUCAACUCUGGUCGUCCGCAUCUAUCAGCAAGGCUAGCGGACUUGGUUGAACGCACGUACGCAUCCCCUCAUCUUCCUGGCUGUGGGGAGAAACACAGAGGCGUAUUCAUGGGCGUGUGUGGGCCUGUGGAGCUGGGAGAGUGUGCAAGGAAGGCCAUCGAUGACGUGGAUUCGGGGAUUCAGAAGGCCGUCGGGGGUGUAGAGCUUCACGAAGAGUGA
This is a messenger RNA of Sparassis crispa, 1767 nucleotides long. RefSeq lists its product with no specific name. The transcript has 7 exons. Gene Ontology annotation, cellular component: plasma membrane. Gene Ontology annotation, biological process: copper ion import; intracellular iron ion homeostasis; iron ion transport. The coding region runs from base 1 to 1767 and encodes 588 amino acids. Gene Ontology annotation, molecular function: ferric-chelate reductase activity. Lineage: Eukaryota; Fungi; Basidiomycota; Agaricomycetes; Polyporales; Sparassidaceae. The record is from RefSeq and is a predicted model, not a curated record.